Molecule: messenger RNA, 450 nt
Organism: Aspergillus fijiensis CBS 313.89
Lineage: Eukaryota; Fungi; Ascomycota; Eurotiomycetes; Eurotiales; Aspergillaceae
Exons: 2
Coding region: 1-450 (149 amino acids)
Source: RefSeq, a predicted model, not a curated record
AUGAAAUUCUCAGCUGCCUUGCUCAGCAUACUAGUGGUUCUCACCUCCGCCCUAACCAUCUCCCCAACCUCGACAGGCAACAAUGACCCCGCCAUCGAAUGCGGCGACCUAGGCGUCAUGGUCAUCCCUGCAGCGGAUCUCCCCGAAGGCGUCCUUCCCAGCGACGUCCGCAAGUGCAGAGAGCAUCCACUCGGCCGCAACCGGUACCUUGAGAGUGCAUCACUGGCACCUCUUGACCCCGUGGAUCCACAGGCCUGUUACAGGGAUGCGCCGUACGGGUGCUCGAAGGGAUACUGCUGGAAGGUCUGCGGUAGCAAUGGCGAGUGGUGCUGGACGGCCAAGGGCGGUGGGGCCGGGGCUUGGUAUACCUGCAGUCGGUAUCAGAAUUGUGGCACUGGGACGAUGUAUGCGUGUGGAAGGAAUUGUCCGAGUUGUGGGUGUGGUUGUUGA